GACCAGCCUACUCUGUCAGGGACAAAAUAAAAGCAAAAAUGCACUGUUGUCUUACAGCAAGUCAACUUCCCUGCAGAUGACAGGUGUAAGGAUCUGCCAGAAUCUCACACCAUGCAACUGACCCCUGAUUCCUGCAUAGUCCUCAAUGAUGGCCACAAAAUGCCAGUCAUUGGAUUUGGCACCUAUGCACCCCAAGAGGUUCCAAAGAGCUUGGCAGAAGAAGCUGUAACAGUUGCCCUUGAAGUGGGCUAUUGUCACAUUGACUGUGCAUUUUUUUACGGCAAUGAGGUGGAGGUGGGUCGAGCCAUCAGAAAGAAAAUUGCAGAGGGAACGCUGAAAAGAGAAGACAUCUUCUACACUGGGAAGUUGUGGCUGACUGACCAAACUCCUGAGAGAGUCCGACCUGCAAUAGAAAAGUCCUUGCGAAAUCUUCAGCUAGAUUACAUGGAUUUAUUCCUUAUCCACAAUCCAAUGGAACUAAAGCCUGGCGAUGACCCUUAUCCAGUGGAUGAGAACGGAAAAGUCAUCUAUCACAACACAGACAUUCGUGACACUUGGAAGGCGAUGGAGGACUUGAAGGCAGCCGGACUGACCAGAUCAAUUGGAGUGUCGAGCUUUAACCGGCGGCAGCUAGAACUCAUACUUAAUAUGCUCGAGCUGAGAUACAAACCAACCUGCAACCAGGUGGAGUGUCACAUCUACCUCAAUCAGACCAGACUGCUGGGAUUCUGCAAGUCGCAUGACAUUGUGCUGGUGGCGUUCAGUGUCCUGGGAUCCAGUCGGGAUGCGGGCUGGAUAGAUCAGGAUAGCCCAUAUGUCUUGAAAGACCCCGUCUUGACUGACUUGGCUAAAAAAUAUAGCCGCACUCCAGCUCAAGUGGCCAUGAGGCACCUUCUUCAGAGAGGGAUUGUGGCCCUCGCAAAGAGCUUCAACCCGGACAGGAUCAAGGAGAACUUUCAGGUAUUUGACUUUGAGCUAAGUGACGAAGACAUGAAAGCGCUCAAUGAGCUUGACAGAAACAUGCGUUACACUGAUAAGCACCUAUGGUUUGACCACCCAAAAUGUCCCUACCAGGAUGAGUAUUGA
Molecule: messenger RNA, 1086 nt
Organism: Nanorana parkeri
Lineage: Eukaryota; Metazoa; Chordata; Amphibia; Anura; Dicroglossidae
Product: aldo-keto reductase family 1 member C1 homolog
Exons: 9
Coding region: 112-1086 (324 amino acids)
Biological process (GO): steroid metabolic process
Cellular component (GO): cytosol
Molecular function (GO): ketosteroid monooxygenase activity; steroid dehydrogenase activity; aldose reductase (NADPH) activity
Source: RefSeq, a predicted model, not a curated record